GUCCGGGGCCGCCCGCUUCACUCCCCCCAGCAGCGUCGAAGCGAGCAGCGGGACAGUGAGCGAGGGUCGCCGCGCCGGGGGUGUUUGUGUCCGCUGCCGCCAGCAUGAUGGAGCUUGAGGCGCCGCCCGCCCCGCAGGACGUGAACUUGGUUGACAUUCUUUGGAGGCAAGAUAUAGACCUUGGGGCAAGACGUGAAGUUUUUGAUUUUAGUCAAAGACAGAAGGAGUAUGAACUCGAAAAGCAGAAGAAACUUGAAAAGGAGAGACAAGAACAACUCCAAAAAGAGCAAGAGAAAGCUUUACUGGCUCAGCUGCAGCUGGAUGAAGAAACAGGUGAAUUUAUUCCCAUUCAACCUGCCCAGCACAUUGAGUCAGGCAACACAGGCAUGCCAACCAAUUUUUCAAAGACUACACAUAUUUCAAAACCAGAAGCAGAUGCCUUGUCCUUUGAUGACUGCAUGCAGCUUUUGGCAGAAACAUUCUCGUUUGUAGAUGAUAAUGAGGUUUCUUCAGCUGCAUUUCAAGUGCUAGUACCUGCUCAUAUAGAUAACGACCCAAUCUUCAUUACUUCUAAUCAGACUCAGCCACCUGAAUCAUCAGUCCUUCAAUCUCCUGUCACUGAUGUAGAUAAUAUGGAAAACAUAGAGCAAGUUUGGGAAGAAUUACUGUCCAUUCCAGAACUACAGUGUCUUAACAUUGAAAAUGAUAACCUGGCUGAAGUAACCACUAUUGCAAACCCAGAAACCAAGCCAUCAGAGAUUCACAGUAACUUCUACAACUCAUUACCCAUUACUGUUAAUUGCAAUUCAGAUUUCCUCAACACUUUUGAGGAUUCCUUUUCUAACAUCCUACCACCAGAAGACCUCAGCCAGCUGAGAGUGGCCUCUUUAGAUACCACUUCAUGUUUAAGCUCCAACUUUUCUGAAGAUUUCUACUCCACCUUUGUUGAUCCAAAGGUGAAUGGUGACACAGCAGCACCAAACAUUGUCAACAAGUCAUUUGCUGAAGUUCCAUAUGAACCUAUUGAUAUUUCUGAUUUCUCACUGUGUAAAGCUUUUAAUGGUGACUAUCAGGGAAAUCCACCAGAAUGUAAUGAUUCUGACUCUGGUAUCUCAUUGAAUGCACAUUCCAGUAUUGCAUCCCCUGAACAUUCUGUUGAAUCAUCUGUUUUUGGAGAUGCAGCUUUUGGAUACAGUGAUUCUGAAAUGGAAGAAAUGGAGAGUGCUCCUGGAAGUCUGCAACAGAGCAAUGCUCAAACGUAUUCAUUGCAGUUCCAUGAUCCAGUCCCUCCUUCCCUAGGGCCAAGCACACACAAGUCUGAUCUGCAAUGUGUAAACACACCAAAGAGAGAACUACCUGCCAGUCCAGGCCACACCAAAGCUCCAUUUACAAGAGAUAAACCUUCACGCUACCUUGAAGCUCAUUUCACAAGAGAUGAGCAAAGAGCAAAAGCUCUGCAUAUCCCUUUCUCUGUAGAAAAAAUCAUCAACCUUCCUGUGGAUGACUUCAAUGAAAUGAUGUCUAAGGAGCAGUUCAACGAGGCCCAGCUUGCACUUAUUCGUGAUAUACGCAGGAGAGGCAAGAAUAAAGUGGCUGCUCAAAACUGCCGUAAAAGAAAACUGGAAAACAUCGUGGAACUGGAGCAAGACUUGGGUCAUUUAAAGGAUGAAAAAGAUAAAUUGCUCAAAGAAAAAGGAGAGAAUGACAAAAGCAUCCGUCUAAUGAAAAAGCAGCUUACCAACUUGUAUCUUGAGGUCUUCAGCAUGCUACAUGAUGAAAAUGGAAAGCCUUACUCUCCCAGUGAAUACUCACUGCAGCAAACAAAAGAUGGCAGCAUCUUCCUUGUUCCUAAAAGCAAGAAGCCAGAGACUAAAUUUUGACAGGCAAGGAAGCUAACUGGCUUUGACAGAGCUGGUAUUUUUAUUCUAAUAGCUUUUACUGUGAUGUGAAAUGCAGAAUUGUCAUAUUUUAAAGUGAUUUAUGCAAAUAUAUAUCUAAAGUUAAUAACUAGUAUAUUAAAUACACAAGUUAAACUAUUAGUGCAAUGCAUAUGUAUGCAAAAUGUGUAAUCUCAUUUUUCUAACAGUCAAUAUUUCCUUCUUUAUAGCUCCACUUUGGCUAGUUUCUGUAUGAGUGUAAAUAUUUAAAGACAUCUUAUUUAUAUACUGUUUUAUCUCAUCUGUUAUAUUCAUAGAUUUAUAUGAAAAUAUAUAUAUAUGAUUUUAGCUGGCUAAAUACAGUUGGUCUUGCAACAAAUUGUAUUCAGACAAAUUUUUAUAAAUAUAAAUUGAAUGUUCACCACUUUUCUUAUAUAUUUUUAUUUGCUUUACAUUUAAAAUAAACUUUAAUUUAGUAUACAAGUUGAUGAUAAAGUAUAUUAUUUUGAUUUG
This is a messenger RNA of Gopherus evgoodei (Goodes thornscrub tortoise), 2390 nucleotides long. RefSeq names its product nuclear factor, erythroid 2 like 2 (gene NFE2L2). Lineage: Eukaryota; Metazoa; Chordata; Testudines; Testudinidae. Gene Ontology annotation, biological process: regulation of transcription by RNA polymerase II; cellular response to oxidative stress. Gene Ontology annotation, cellular component: nucleus. Gene Ontology annotation, molecular function: RNA polymerase II cis-regulatory region sequence-specific DNA binding; DNA-binding transcription factor activity, RNA polymerase II-specific. The record is from RefSeq and is a predicted model, not a curated record. The transcript has 5 exons. Bases 105 to 1880 code for a protein of 591 amino acids.